AUGUUGUCUACGCAGCGACGACGUGAUGUUAGUGCCGCAGCUCCUGCUGCAACUACUGGCGGUUUACGCGGUGUUAUUGCUGGUGGUAUUACGGGUGCUAUCGAAAUUUGUAUCACAUUUCCAACGGAAUUCGUCAAGACCCAAUUGCAAUUAGAUGAAGGAUCGAGUCGACGUGGUGAAGCACGGAAAUUCAAUGGAGUGAUAGAUUGUGUGAAGAAAACCGUGCACUCACGUGGUUUCUUUGGUCUCUAUCGCGGUCUGAGUGUACUCUUGUAUGGGUCCAUUCCAAAAAGUGCUGUUAGAUUCGGCGCUUUCGAAGAGUUGAAAAAAUACGCCGUAGACGAACGUGGUCAAUUGAAUACGAAAACUCGACUUUUAUGUGGUUUAGGCGCUGGCCUUGCCGAAGCAGUAUUUGCCGUGACACCUAUGGAAACAGUUAAAGUUAAAUUCAUUCAUGAUCAAGGAUUAGCAAAACCUAAUUAUCGUGGUUUUUUUCAUGGUGUUCGUGAGAUUAUUCGAUCAGAAGGUAUUCGUGGUACUUAUCAAGGUUUAACCGCGACAAUGCUCAAACAAGGAUCGAAUCAAGCUAUUCGAUUUUUUGUCAUGGAAACAUUAAAAGAGAAAUAUAGGCAAUACACAAUGAAAGGACCAAAUGCACCUGUGCCAGUACUGAUCACCGGUGUGUUUGGUCUUAUGGCUGGCGCAGCGAGUGUUUUUGGCAAUACACCAUUGGAUGUUGUUAAAACACGUAUGCAAAGUCUUGAGGCAUCGAAAUAUAAGAACACAUUCGAUUGUGCUGUGCAAAUUAUGCGCAACGAGGGACCAUUAGCUUUCUAUAAGGGUACUGUGCCGCGACUUGGCCGUGUUUGUGCUGAUGUCGCGAUCACAUUUAUGAUCUACGACAAAUUCAUCGAAGCGUUUAAUCGUGUCUGGCCCAACAAAUAA
Messenger RNA from Adineta ricciae, 945 nucleotides. NCBI's taxonomy places the organism in Eukaryota, Metazoa, Rotifera, Eurotatoria, Adinetida, Adinetidae. The record is from the annotation of a GenBank genome assembly.